Messenger RNA from Temnothorax curvispinosus, 1400 nucleotides. RefSeq lists its product as uncharacterized. The transcript is spliced from 5 exons. The coding region runs from base 610 to 1191 and encodes 193 amino acids. Lineage: Eukaryota; Metazoa; Arthropoda; Insecta; Hymenoptera; Formicidae. The record is from RefSeq and is a predicted model, not a curated record.
AAGUCAUGAAGCCUUCGAGAACGCCCUUCCCUAAAAGAUCACUCGCCGCUUAUACAGGCUCGUUCGACAGGCCCGCUUCUUUCUCCUCGGCAACCGAUUCGAUGAUGCGACCGCGCGGCUCGGAUCGUGACCGCGGGGACGAAAAAUGCGUGUUGCGCGUUCGCGGACGAACGUCCGUUUCGCAAGCGAGAGUUCGCUAAUUCGAUCGCGAGCCGCGCGAUCCCGUAGAGAGAUGAAAGUGCCUCGCCGUGAUCCCCUGCGAGAGUUUAGUCCUUAUUACCUCGGGAGCCUCGAGUCACACGCAGGUGGGGUACACCAUGCACGUGGCGAGUGGCGAGAAGGGGGAUGCUGAAAUUCAUGCACGCGCGGCCGCGGCGGUGGCCGCCGACGUUCUCCGCACGACCUGGAUCAGUUCCUUGCACCGCAUCCACGACGCGUCCCGCGGAAUCCGACUGGGUCCUUAGAGUCCCCCGCGAGUCCGAUAAAUAAGACAGAUCCUCGCCGCGGCGACUCUGCUAUCCGAUCCGGGCGUGCGGGUGUGCGCCGUGCUCUCAUCGUCCCAUUGGGAUCCUGCUCGAUCUCGGUGGCCCGACGAUCGAUCGCGCGACGAUGACAACGAUAACAGUGGUGUUGCUGCUUCUCACGGUGACUGUGGCCAGUUCCCUGCCACUCGCCAAUGUACACGUGAAAUUCGUGUCGCCUCCCAAUGUGUACGAACACAGCAUUACAACAGAUGGAGAUCGAACGGUGGCUCAGAAAUCGUUCAUCUCGAUCGGCCGACGAAGCGCGCCGAAGCGUUCUAAGGAUUCUGAGUAUAAUUAUAGGACGAGUUUACGUCAAAAUCACUUACAAGUGAUAACGAGUUCAAACGCUGAAUCACUGUGGCCGGUUGGCGUUUUCCUGCCACCGAUUGACGUCAAUGAUCUUGGGUAUAGCUGGCAGGAGGUGCAUCGCAACCUCCCCGAGGAAUUCUACAAGCAGCAACGAGAUCCAUAUUUAUUGACCAACCGUGAAGCAAUGAUGGCAGUUAAAUACCUCUAUGGAUUGGGUGAGCUUUUCUUCGACGAUUAUCCUCACGCAAGAGCGUUACUACGAAAUCAGGAAGAGAGAAAGCUGAAUGGUCUGCAUGGACAUGUUCUGGGUAGUCUGAAUCCUAGGUCUCCGUUUCGCAGGAAAGAUAGAAGGAACUAAUCUAAGAGUGAUGAAAGUGAUGAACUUCAAACACAAGCUUAAUUUUGAUAUUCUUUUUACAAUUUCCUGAAUUUUGUGAAUAUAAAUGCAACAAAAUAUAACAAGUUAGAAACUAACGUGUAUUUUCACGGAGAAAACAGGAAUGAUGUAUUUUAAAAUCAUUCUGCUUUGAAUUACUAAUUUUAAAUUACUAAUUAAUAAGAUAUAAU